Molecule: messenger RNA, 1604 nt
Organism: Metschnikowia bicuspidata var. bicuspidata NRRL YB-4993
Lineage: Eukaryota; Fungi; Ascomycota; Pichiomycetes; Serinales; Metschnikowiaceae
Exons: 1
Coding region: 222-1505 (427 amino acids)
Source: RefSeq, a predicted model, not a curated record
CACAUUAUGCAUCAGUUUUGAGAUUUAAGCUUCAUGAUCUUCCUUGCUGCAUUCAACUCUUCGAAAAACAAGGCUACUGAAUUAGAACCUGACGUUGUGUCUGGCCUACGUUGAGAAUUUUUGAAAUUUUUCCCAGAGAUCGCUCGCUCAGUUCACAGGUGCGCUCCAACACAAGUGCGAAAAAGCUUCUUCUCUUGACCAGAAACAUCCUAAGACUUUCCAUGGUGCAGAGUACUCGACUCCUGGUGAGAGUCUAUAAAAACUUUGCACGUAAGUUUGGACACUCUGUUAUUUCAGCAAAAGACCCUGUAUCGUUUUAUCCCACAGCGUCAUUCUUGGAUAAUGCAGCGCAUGAACAAAGAAUGAAAGAGAAUGAGGCUGCUGUGCCUACAAGACCAUCUCUGCAAUCAGUGAAACAUAUCUACAGAGACAUGGUUCUGCCACAAGAUGUAUGUGACUUGUUGUGGGAACCGAAAACCGAAGAUUAUGUGAUCACUUCCUUAGCGGAAGAUUGCGCUUUGAAUGGGGAUUCACUGCACAAAAUUGUUUCCAGAUCCCCAGUUUCUGAAACUAAAUUGAUGUUUGCGAAUAUUGCUAUUUCCUGGUUAGAUAAGUUCAAGGCGCAGACACUUCAACUAAGUGAGUUGACAGGGCUUGAGGAACAGUUGCUGUACAACAAGCCGCUGCAGAUAAUUUCCAGUGACUAUACCGAAGACUGUCUUUCCUCUGCCGAAAACCUCAAGGAAUUUUGUGAUCUGCUGCUUAAAAAGGGCUAUUCUUUAGAGUCUAUCACACAAUUUAUUUUAUCCAGUCAUACAACCUUGGCCCAAUACAAGUAUAUUCUUGGGUAUUUAUGUGAGAAUAUGUAUGUAUUGAAUCCGGUGUCCAUAUCCGAAUUCACGGGAUACAUCAUCACUGAUGCCUACAAGAGACAUACAUCAAACGAAAAAGAACUACUGGGAUACUCUGAGGCUUUUGACUGCUUUCUUCGAGAGCGCCUACUCCAAGUAUACCCCAGUAGUUUGCGCGCAGUGGGUGCGAUCACGCUAGACAAAUUAGCUUACUUGUCUUCGGUCUCCGAAAACUUUCAAACCGCUAUUAUGACUUUAACUGAUUUGAUUCAGCAGCACAAAACAGCGCCUUCAAAAAGCACUUGGGGCACCUUUUUCGCUGCAUACAGCAAAUAUGCUGUUGAACAAGACUUGCUGAAGUCACAAAUUCUUGCCCAGAUUUCGGCGUUGAAGCCAGUCAUCUUCCACCACAGACUCACAGCGCAUAAUUUUCGCUUUUUGCUCUCUAAAGUUGUUGAUAACUCCCAUGAUUUAUCACAUCUUGUACAGUUGGUACAAACAUCCUCGCCAGAUAUUCUAGUGGAGUGCGGGGGUCAAGUCAUUAAAAAACUACAGCAAAUAUCUAACGCGAGCAAUGCAUCUUCAAUUGUGAAGGCAGUACAGGCUACACAACUUUCCAAAGCCCUUGAAGCAGCUGGUUUUCAACCAAAUUGAAUUGAGCCUACAGGUUGUGACCAGAUUUCAUCAUCGUGAUAAGAAAUGCGCGUGAACAUAAUUUUAGUAUAGUACUAAUUACGGCUUAACCCAAGCAUC